Molecule: messenger RNA, 3244 nt
Organism: Gasterosteus aculeatus aculeatus (three-spined stickleback)
Lineage: Eukaryota; Metazoa; Chordata; Actinopteri; Perciformes; Gasterosteidae
Source: RefSeq, a predicted model, not a curated record
GGGCGGCGGCCUGCUCUUUAAAGAGGAGGAAAGUGAAAGUAAACCGCCCAGAGCCCAAUGGGUGCACACGCUGAAUGAGCAACACACUUCUGCGGCACCACAGCAAGCGUGAGUCUGGAUGAUCGCGGUGGCAGCAUGACAUUAUUCACAUACAUGACCUACGCGUUUGUCUUCGUGUUCCUCAACACAAUGCAUCCGUCGGAGGGCGGCUGUCUGGACCAUCUGACAAAUUUGACCAACGUGAAUCUGAAGGAAGGCUUUGGUUUGGUGAUUGAAAAUCGCAAGGUCCAAAUGAGCUGUACUUUACAGAGGGAGUGCAAGCGGGGAAACGGAACAAGGAAAGCGUGUGAAUUGCUACGCGACUGCUUUAACCUGAAAAUAGAGGACGAGAUACUUCCCGAGUGUUUAGAGCAAAAAUCUGUGAAAGUCCAUUUCUCUCACAUCAUGUGUUUGAUAUCCGGAAGGUUCGACCACGUUUCUCGAGGCGUCACAGCCUGCAACUACGAAAACGUGUCCGAAAUACUCGAUGUACGAAAACAAUGUGCUGGUUCCAAUCUGACAACAACACCAGCGACAGGAACAGCAACAGUUUCUGAUCUGACAACACAGACGAAAACAGCAGUAGCAGCACCAGUACCCCCACCAGUACCACCACCAGUACCACCACCACCACCAACAGCAGUUUCUGAUCCGACAACAACACAGACGACAACAACAACAACAACAGUAGCACCAACAACAAUGAAAUCAAAGGCAACAGCACCGGCUCCGAGUCCCAACGCGACUUCUCUAGAUCCCGAUGUUUCUGAUCCGACAACAACACAGACGACGACAACAACAGUGUCAGAAAUCACAACAACAGCAACACCAACAACAGGAAUGCUUUCAACAUCAGAGGCAGCAGCAGCGGCCCAAAGUCCCAACGCAACUUUUCCAGAUCCCAAUGUUUUUGAUUCGACAACAACACAGACGACAACAACAGUGUCAGAAAUCACAACAACAGCAGCAACACCAACAACAGGAAUCCUUUCAACAUCAGAGGCAGCAGCACCGGCCCAAAGUCCCAAGGCGACUUUUCCAGAUUCCAAUGUUUCUGAUCCGACAACAACACAGACGACAACAACAGUGUCAGAAAUCACAACAGCAACAGCAGCAGCAACACCAACAACAGGAAUGCUUUCAACAUCAGAGGCAGUAGCAGCGGCCCAAAGUCCCAACGCGACUUUUCAAGAUCCCAAUGUGAACCUGCAGAGGCUUUUAUGGCUGUCUAUGGUCUUCCACGUCAUCGUGCCAGUUGCUGUUUACCUCUACGUGCGCCGCCAAUGGAGGCGGGACAAGGCAUCCUACAUGUCCAAUGGGAAAUCAACAGAGGACAAGCAGAAUACAGAGGUUGCAUUGAUGUUAGACGCACCGAUGACAUUUGUGAAGAGCAACGGACAGACCUCAGGAUUGCUCCAGCUGGACGGGUAUUCGGACGACGAAGACGAAUCGGAGCUGUCAGGACGCCCCACCCGCCUCUAACGACGUCGCACCUGCUUGCACUUCUACAUGCUGCACGUCUGCGUGAGCGGAACAAGGUGUUUGGAUCCCGGGAGGAUCGGCUCUGCCCCGGGACCGUUGUAACGGGGACAGACAGAAUUGGAAUGAGCUGCGGCAGAGUUGUUGGCCCGCAGCAACACAUACCAAGGACGCCGGCCGUCGGGCGCAACACGCUGCGGUUAUGUUGUGGUGGAGUUUCAGCUGAUUCCGUAGGGAAUACAUUGCUUUUACAUUUUUCUUUUGAAUCAUUUACCCUUUUAACCUUCCACUCUUUAGUUUCGCCACUCAGUGAACCGUUUGCGGCUUUUUGGCAGCAGGAUUUUCAACGUUGUUUUAAAAAGUUCUAAACGGAGCAGCAGGUGAAAUAAAGUUCUGUGGACCUCCAAAAGCAUUUCCCUUCUUAAAAGUGAUGCUUUUAAUUUUAUAUUGGUAUAUAUACAAAAUGAAAUCAUAUCAUUAGCAGCAUUUCAUUUAUCUUCCUGUCAUCAUAUUAAACAUCAUAUUAACCCCGCUCCUGUGUUAGGAUCAGUACCAGUACUGUCCUAGCUUUUAAAUGCAUUGUUUAUUGACUUUUCAGGAACCUGUUUUUUUCACGUUAAAAUAUAGGAUGGUAACAGAAAGCAAAGGCGUAACCACGCAUCCUUUGGGGGGGUCGUGUCCCCCCUCAAUAUUGAGAAAAUACCAAUCUGUCCCUCUCAAUAUACAGCAGAAACGCACCGGGACUCUUUGAGUGCCGGAUCGCUCGGCUCAGCGGGCCGUAGUGACCCGCGCCCCCCCGCCCCGUCAGCACAGCGUCCAGCGGACCCCCCAAUGUCCAAACUAUGGUUACACCCUUGACAGAAAGCCAACAUAGAGGAAUUUCACAUAGCAUUCAAGAUGGGAAUUUACCCGUCUUCUGCUUGUGUGGUGCUUUUUUUUACUCUAUUUAAAAAACAGCGUCUUUUUCUUAUGUGUGAAGAUAUUUAUGUUGUUUUUUUUGACAGAAUAUUGUGACUGUCUCUGGUUGUAUGUGAAGAGUUUUUUUAAACGCACUGAUGGAAUCAAUGAAUGUUUCGAGAGCUGAGAAGGCGGCGCGGUGUUAUUCUCAUUGGUUGAUGCAUUACUAACAAUUUGAAUUACUAGAACAUUCAGCGGAAAUUUGUCAGUUAUUUAGCUUCCAAUCUGAACCUCAAUCCGUUGAGGCUCGUCACACAUUGAACACUGAGUAUCUUUAAUAAGACAGUAUUGUGACACGUUGAAAUCCUUUUGAACACUGAAUCUUGUCAAUAAGAGGCUGUUGUGACACUUUGUUAUUGUUUUUAAGUGCUUGUUAAAGACAGUUGUUGCAUAUAUUCAUUCAAGAUGAUCUUUUUGUAAAGGAAGACUUAUUCCUCAUUUGGCAGCACAUUUUGUGAAACACCUGAAUAUGAAUCAGUACCUUUAAGCUAGAUCUGAUCUAUGUAUUAUUUAACUGUGUAAUUCUGUCAACAUCUGAAGAAAUCUUACUAAUCUUAACUAAUCUAGUGUAAUUCUGUCAACAUCUGAAGAAAUGUAAUCUUACUAACCGUUUUACCCAUUGGAGAGUUGAAUCCAGCUGUUUUUAGACACCUGUUCGGAUGGCUUUGAUUUGAAUAAAAAAACCUUCCUUGAACACGUCUGUGCAGCUUCCAGGGAUUCAGUUCAGUAAACAAGGGUUGCUCAUAUAAAUAAAGUCAUUUUAAACAAA